Molecule: messenger RNA, 443 nt
Organism: Dioscorea cayenensis subsp. rotundata (Guinea yam)
Lineage: Eukaryota; Viridiplantae; Streptophyta; Magnoliopsida; Dioscoreales; Dioscoreaceae
Exons: 2
Coding region: 14-361 (115 amino acids)
Source: RefSeq, a predicted model, not a curated record
UAAAGUCUGAGAUAUGAUUAGCGAAUAUGCACUCUUUUGUUUUGUGGAGAAGGCCAAAGCUAUACAAUCUCUUGAAAUAAAGACAAUCUCUUCACAAGAAGAUUUACCGAACAUGUGGGAAUAUGUGAUCAGGAAUUCAGAAUUUAUCUUUGAUCAACUUCACAUGGUAAGGUUUGAUGGUUUUUUGGGUACUAAAAAGGAGCUUUCUUUUUUGGCAUUCAUACUAGCUGCAUCCCCGGUGCUCAAGAAAAUGACAAUAGCACCAGUGAAAGGACAACUACAGGUAAAGCCAACUGGAAGUUAUGGUAAGUUGCUGAAGUUGAAGAAAUUUUCCGGUCAAGUUGUGAUCACUUUUGUGUGAGAUAAAUUAGCAAGUAUUUUAGAAUCUUUCGAACAUUUUACCUUUACUACAAUAAAAAAAUAUUAAUGUUGUUGAGUUUUGG